AUGUUCUCGGGCUCUCGCAGUCGUCGUUUCAAAAUUGGACCGGUUAACCAUAUACGGUCAAGAGAGCUGAAACGGACCGUUCAUGGCCUGCGAGAAAGCUAUAAAUACGUGCACAAUAUCCUCAGUUGCUCGAACAAGCUUCCUGCUACUUGCAUCAAGCCCAUCCGCUGGUUACUCAGUACCUAUCUUGAAUAUCUCCGAAUUCUCGCGAGGCUCGACAUUCGAGCAGUCCGGGCAGAACGAGCCCAGUCCAAACUUGAACAGGAAUUAAGCGCUUCCAAGGCUGCCGAGAAGCAGGCGACUGAGGAGUUGGAGCAUGUAUCCAGACUAGCGGAUAUCUUCUUUGAACUCAGCCAGAAACUAGGAGGCGUGGUGGAUCAUUGGCUGAAGGAGCGCGGUGCCAACCAAUCCGGCCAAGAGCCGGAGUCAACAAAGGUAAUGCUUGAUGUGCUGUUGAAGCAAUUGGAAGCACAGGAGUUGGGCAAUAGCGGUGAGAAUUCCGGUGGUGACUCGGAAAGUGGCAGCGAGAAGGCUGCGGAACAGUGCAGCUAA
Molecule: messenger RNA, 552 nt
Organism: Penicillium arizonense
Lineage: Eukaryota; Fungi; Ascomycota; Eurotiomycetes; Eurotiales; Aspergillaceae
Exons: 3
Coding region: 1-552 (183 amino acids)
Source: RefSeq, a predicted model, not a curated record